This is a messenger RNA of Nelumbo nucifera (sacred lotus), 384 nucleotides long. RefSeq lists its product as uncharacterized. Lineage: Eukaryota; Viridiplantae; Streptophyta; Magnoliopsida; Proteales; Nelumbonaceae. The record is from RefSeq and is a predicted model, not a curated record.
AUGGCACACGGACAAUUCGCCAAACUGUUUGAUGAUAAUAAACUUAAGGGACCCAACUAUGCUGACUGGUACCGUAACCUUAAUCUGGUUCUGACGUCCAAGAAAUUGGACAAGGUUGCCAAGAACCCUACUCCAGAAUGUCCGGGAGACAAGGCUUCUGAAGCACGUAGGAGGGAAUAUCAAGAAUGGGAGGAGAAAAAUUCUCUUGCUCGAUGUUAUAUCGUAGCAUCUUUAGAUAAUGCUAUCCAGAGACAAUUCGAUAAGAUCGAAGUCUGUAAAAACAUUCUAGAUAGUCUAAAGACUAUGUAUGAGGAGCAGAAUCGUUCUGCCCGUCAAAAGGUCCUCAAGCUGUUGAUGACCACACAGAUGACCGAGAGCCAAUAG